Molecule: messenger RNA, 198 nt
Organism: Suricata suricatta (meerkat)
Lineage: Eukaryota; Metazoa; Chordata; Mammalia; Carnivora; Herpestidae
Product: keratin-associated protein 21-1-like
Exons: 1
Coding region: 1-198 (65 amino acids)
Source: RefSeq, a predicted model, not a curated record
AUGUGUUGCAACAAUGGCAACUCCUGUGGCUAUGGCUGCGGAUAUGGCUAUGGCUGUGGAUGUGGCCCCUAUUAUGGCUGUGGCUAUGGCUCCUGCUGUGGCUGUGACGCUGGAUAUGGCUGUGGCUAUGGCUAUGGCUCUGGUUGCUGUGGCUACUGGCCAUAUUGCUAUAGAAGAUGCUAUUCUUCUUGCUGCUAG